AAAAGAGAUAAUAUAAUAAAACCGCUCUAAUGAGAUUUAAUUGUUUCUUGGUUAACAAAAACUGUUAAUUAUCAAAUAUUGUUAAUUGUUUAUAUUCUAUUUAUUAUUAUUUACGUGACGUCAUACUUUACGUGUACGCAAUACGACUCGAUUCGUUGCUGCAACAUAACAUUGCAUGUUAUGCGGUAUCAGAAGUAACAAGUAACGUAGCGACACGAUAGUAACGAGUACUAAUUGUUAUAGUAACGAAUACAUACGGGUACACUUUUUUUCGUUACUUUUACACCUCUACUACUCGUGAACAUGAACACAUGGCACUACGCCGAUUGAUAAGCAAAAUCAGUGACCUUUAACUGCCGUAACUACACUUCUCAGCAAAUGCAAUACGACCGCAGAGCAAGUGAAUACGGCGUCAACGGGACAAAGAACAGCAGCAAGAAAUAUUAAAAGAAUACUAAGUUAAGACAUGCCGUGCCGAGGCAGCGCGCUAGGCGACACCGGGCCGUGCCGAGGCAGCGCGCUAGGCGACACCGGGCCGUGCCGAGGUAGCGCGCUAGGCGGCACCGGGCCGUGCCGAGCUGUUUCAAGCCUACAAUUUUUAUUUGCCAAUAGUGUUGACUUUAGAGUGCAGUAUACGAGUAUACGCCGUGCCACUAUUAUUUAGCCAAGCAAAACUUGUAGGUCAUAAAACCAUUCUCAAAAGUUAAAGUAAACAUGAAAAACCAAAACAGCGAAAUAAAACCGAAAUUUGAUUUUUUCAAAACGAAAUUUAAGGAAAAAUAAAACCAUUUUUACGGGACUCUAACUAUAACUGUUGAAGUUUUUCUUGAGGAGAGAGAAGUUUUCAUUAAACCUUGAUUUCACUACAUUGGCCCAUAGCCGUGGUCGUGACUGUCAUCGUUGAACCAUCAUGACACCCGUGGUCACCCACUAUUCGUCGUCCUGACGCGGUGUUGCAUUGAUUCCCACCAACUGUCUGCGACUGACGACUUCAGACUGAUUUCUUUGGCUUAAGAAGCCCUACCUGACCGAGUUGAUGUUUGUUUGUCAUAACAGCGCAAAUCCUUCCCGUACCUUGGUUUUGAAUAUUCCUCGUCGCUGAUUCGUUGUCCAGUUUCCCGUUCUCGUUAACAGCUGUCUGUCGUCUCAUCCAUGCCCAACUUUUUUUUUGUCUGUGGCGAUUUCCUGCUAUAGUCCAUCCACGGUAACCUCCUACUUUUUUAAACGAACCUUUGAAAAAACACACCAGGAUGCAGCAUGUUUGGUUCGUUUGCAAAAAUACUUUCCAUCAUAUGCAUAUUAAACAUGCAUUAACACUAAAUUACCGUAUAAUGAUGUUAAAUAAAAUUUUACAAAAAAAGUAACUAUCUAUGUACAAUAUUAUUAAUAUUAAUGAUCUCGCAUGUGUGUAAAUGAAACAGUGAGAGAAGUGGUGUGUUGGCAAUGAUUAGAACGAAAUAGUUCCAUAGCCAAAAUAUAUAUUUUUUGACUUUCCGCGUGUAUUUAAGAAUUUGUUUGGGUAUUUGUUAAGUUUGAACAUUUUUUUAAAUCUCUGGUGAAAUAAAAACGUUAUGUUAACGGUAAAAAAAUAUUACGUGCCGAAACCGUGGUCGCGCAUUAAUAAUGUUAAUAGUCACUUGUUUGUUUUCUCUUUCAGCCGUUUGUCUGCAGUCUGCAGUCUGUACGCCAUAUUGCAGUGUGUUUUAAUAUAUUACUGACCGUGAAAUAACGUACAGUUUGUGUUUCAGGAUUUUGUGUUAAUAUUGUGUAUUUUAACUUUGUUAUAUUAUUUAUUAUCUACUAUUGUAAUGAUGGAAUUUGUUAUCGUUUUGAUAUUUUGUGUGGUUCUUGUGAUUGCUGUAAUGGUAAUUGGUUCCGGGAUGGGGAAAGCUACUUCGUCGCAGCGUCAGAUGGACAUCAUUAACGUCGCUCAGAACUUAUAUGUUUUAAUUAGAAAAGGCGACUUGAAGAAAUGUGACGUUACGCAGACGACCGCGUUUCUUCUCAACAUCGCAAAGUCAACUGUUCUCAAGUACUACAAGAAAGACAUUGAAGAAGUUUCAACACCAGGAAAAAAGAGGAAAAAAAGGCCACAGGAAGGAAAGUCACUUGACACAGUCGACGAUUUCACAGUAAAUGCAAUCAGGAAUGCAAUUUACAGGAUGUACGCUGAAGGUUUGAAUGUUACAGUCGACACCAUUUUGAAAGAAAUCAGGGAAAGACAAAUAGAUUAUUAUGGUGGAAGAUCAAGUCUUCAUAAAUUGUUAAAGAAGAUGGGAUUUUCAUGGACAACUGUUGAUGGACGAAAAGCUUUGAUAGAGAAUGAAAACAUAGUAUUGCAGCGAAUAGAUUUCUUGAGAAAGUAUAAAGAAGAAAAAGAAAGAGGUGCCAAUUUCAUAUUUGUUGAUGAAACAUGGAUUUUCCAGAGAGGAACUGUAUCAAAGUCAUGGCAGGACAAGAGUCUACAAUCUGCGAAGAGACGUACUGUUGGAGAUGGUAAAAGGUUUAUUGUUGUUAAUGCUGGAGGGCGCACUGGCUUUGUGCCAGGAGCAGGAUUACUUUUUGUUUCAGGUCAGAAGACUGCAGACUACCAUGGCGAGAUGAAUGGGGAAACUUUCUUGAUGUGGUUUGAAGACAUGUUGGUGCAUCUUGAGGAACCCAGUGUCAUCAUAAUGGACAAUGCUUCAUAUCACAGCACCCAGGUUGAGAAAACACCUACAACGAACUGGACCAAGGCUGCACUGAUCGCGUGGCUGGAGAAGAAUGGGAUAAAACAUGAAAAUAAUUUGUUGAAAGUGGAGCUGCUGAGAAUAGCUAAACAAAACAAGCCCCGAAUACGAUAUGAGGUAGACGAGUUGGCUCGUAACUAUGGCCACGAAAUUCUACGACUCCCACCCUAUCACUGCCACUAUAAUGCAAUCGAACUAGUUUGGGCUCAAUGUAAACACCAUUACAAUAGUAACGUGGGGCGGGCCAAGAGAUUUGACAAUGAUGCAGUUGCAGCCAUCUGGAAAGAGGCUCUUGAUGCUUCCACACCAGAGAGAUGGGCGAGGUGUGUGGAUCACGUGGAGAAGCUAAUUCAAGCAGACUGGGAGAGAGAAGUCCACAUAGACAGCGGCACCAUUCCUCCACUCAUCAUCCACCUCGGCGAGGAUAGUUCAAGUGAAGACAGUGACAGCGAAGAAUUUGAGGUUACGACACAGCAAGUAGAUGGAGACAGUGAAGUACUGGCAGUUCCUCUUGAUGAUUUACCCGGGUGUUCUUAUUGAGGUCUGUAUGUAAUAAACACCUGGGCAACUGUAAGUAUUGGGGUUUGAAACAUUUUUUUUUCUUUUAUGCAUUCCCAUUAAGUAUGUUGAUUACUGGAACUUUAUGUAUUAACUUUAUAUUACACGUAUUAUGAAAUUAAUAAUAAAUUUCAUUUCUGGAUUCGUAUAGGUGUAUGUGAAACAUUUUAUUUUGUUGUGUGUCUUCAUUUUUCAGUGAACUUACUUGGAAAACAAAAAGCCAGUCCCCAUCCAGGGCCACAAAUAAAUAAUGCAUAUAAGUGGUAUAGAAAUUACUGUCAAUUCUUCACCACAAUUUUACUGUUCAUAAAAUUAUGAUUUUGUCUAAUAAGUAUACUCAGGAAAAUGUAUAUAACCAUAUUUUUAUUUGUGGCCUUAACCGGCAAAAUGGUAGGGGUUUAUUAAAUAAAAGAAGAAAA
Molecule: messenger RNA, 3706 nt
Organism: Bacillus rossius redtenbacheri
Lineage: Eukaryota; Metazoa; Arthropoda; Insecta; Phasmatodea; Bacillidae
Exons: 7
Coding region: 1809-3269 (486 amino acids)
Molecular function (GO): nucleic acid binding
Source: RefSeq, a predicted model, not a curated record